AUGCACCGUGAUUCCGAACAACAAAAAGAUGAAGUAAAGCAUAAAGAUAAGCACAAAAGUAAACAUAAAGACGUAAAGGAAAAGCAUAAAGAUAAACAUCGAGACAAACAGAAGGAAGAAAAGAUAAAACUAUCUCGACAGCAGAGUGCAAGUGAAACUGAUAAAAAAAGAAGGAAACACUCAACAAGAAGUAUAAGUUCGGAAAAAGAGCUUGUAAUCGACGAGAGUAAAAAUUCAAGUCAAGAAUCGAAUCAAUCAAGUCAUCUUGCAACAAAGUCACCCGAGAAAUCGAAACGACAUCACCAUCGCAAAAGAAGUGAAACAGUUAAGAAGCCCAGAAAUGAUUCUGUAAGCAGUGUUAACUCGGAAAAGGAACUUGUCAUAAACGAAUCGAAAUGUACAGAAGCCAACCCUAACGCUGCAGAUGAAACAUUGGUACUCGAUAAAGAACAAGAAAACCAAACAGCUUCGUCAAGUAGACAGCGAGACGACAUCACUGAAAUUAUAACGGAGGAAGAAAAAAACACUGAUAAUAAUGAAGAAACUGUUUCUAACAAGGAAUGUUCUACAAGUGGAAUUGUGACAAAGUUCGAUGAUAAAUCACUUACUGAAGCACAUAAAUUAAGCGUUGAAGCAGAUAAAGUUUUAAAAGAACUUCAACAAUUUGCUGAAUUAAAGCCAGAACCAGCGUUGCCUGAGAUCAAGGAAGAGAAACCUGCUACCAGUGAGACCAAAUCUUCGUUUGAGAUAACAUCUAAUAAAAGUAAAUCUCCCCAAAAGGGCAGUAAACCUCAAAAAAAUAUUGAAAUUUCAAUAAAAAAACCCGAGGACCGCCAUAAAUCGAGAACAAAUGAAAGAGAAAAAGCUGUAACAAAGCAUCACACAAAGCGGAAAAAAGAAAAGAAAACUGAAAAAGUAGACGUAGCUGGAUUAGUUGUUAAAUUAUUGAUGCCUUACUAUAAGAAAAAUAAAAUAAGUAAUAGAGAGUUAUUUAAAAUUACAGCGAGACAUAUAGUUCAUCAACUUCUUGCAAUUCAAGUCACAGAGGAAGCGGCUAUUAGUAUGUUACUGAAGAAGACGUUUAGCAAGAACAUCACAAUACAAACAGAAACGGAUUUAAAUACUAAGUUAAAUCUAAGCAAAGAACUUUAA
Messenger RNA from Pieris macdunnoughi, 1152 nucleotides. NCBI's taxonomy places the organism in Eukaryota, Metazoa, Arthropoda, Insecta, Lepidoptera, Pieridae. The record is from the annotation of a GenBank genome assembly.